GCUUUUCUUUUGCAUAGCUUCCUCUCAUAGUUGAGUGACUUCAGGGUGUUUUCAGAGCGGGUGGACAGCCGUGACAGCCUCUCCGUGUCGAUAACAGCGGUGCAGCCUUAUCAGGCUUUUCCCUGAAGUCAAGAAUCCCGCAGCGAGCCUGUCACCCCGGCGGGCGGGCGGACUCCUGCUGCCUGCGGCUCCACCGGUGAGGACCUUCGGGGUUCGGUCGGUCCCCGGCCUCCGGUGUGCUCUCCGCCGAAGUCGGUGUCAUUUUGUUCGUGUUUUCUGCUCUGAAUGGAUCAAGGCGACGUCUGGAAAUGUUCUGCGGUGAUGAGCGGGAGCCCCAUCCUUUACAUAAAAAACCUUUAUGUCAGGAGAAGAAGUCGUCAUUUCGCUUUUGGUUUCAUUUCCUGGUUCUUUUUUGCCUGCUGAUCCUCUAUCUCUUCUACACCAUGUGCAACAACACACAGUCACUACGUGAAGGUUUUUCUCUGCAAAAGACCUUCAGCUGGCUUUUUGUCCAAACUCCUCGGGGUAAUGCACCGCCUUAUGGAGUCGACCUGAAACACAGACUUAUGCUAAAUGAUAUACAUGAAAAAACAGAGCCACAUCCUGCGCAGCAGCAGCGCCUUCAGUACCAUGAAGCGUAUCCGCGCAACUACAGGUUUGUCAUGGAGACCGCCGAGGUUUGCAAAGUCAACUUGCCUUUCCUGGUCUUGAUGGUGCCGGUGGCGCCGAAAGACGUUUUGGCUCGGGACGCAAUCCGGGCAACGUGGGGCAAAGACCGAGUGGUUCAGGGCGAGACGGUACUCACUCUGUUCGUGUUGGGUCUCAGUGGGGGUAUUGAUGUGAAGGAGCUCCAACAGGAGAACCAGCAGCACAACGAUCUGAUCCAGAGUAACUUCCUGGACACGUAUCUCAACCUGACCAUUAAAACCAUGGUGAUCAUGGACUGGCUGGCCACGCGCUGCCCUGCAGCAGCCUACGCCAUGAAGGUGGACUCUGACGUGUUCCUGAACGUCGAUAACCUGGUGAUCAUGUUGAAGAAACCAGGGAUCCCCCAAAAGAACUAUCUGACAGGAUUGCUUAAGGGCAAUGUGCCCGUUAUCCGGUCCAAGGACUCCAAGUGGUACGUUCCCAAGGAGCUGUACCCUGACCCCCAGUAUCCCACAUACACUCUGGGCAUGGGGUACGUCUUUUCCAACGACCUUCCCGCCAAAUUUGUGGAGGUCUCAAAAUCUAUCAAGCCUUUUAACAUAGAAGAUGCUUAUAUUGGGAUGUGCAUAAAAAAUCUCGGACUUUCAGUUACAUCUCCUCCGGAUUACUCUCAGUUUAGGGACUAUAACACAAGAUAUGAUCGCUGUGAAUUCUCUAAGAUCAUUACGUACAUUCUUGAUUCUUCAGAACAACUGAUCGAUUAUUGGACAGACUAUAAGAAGCCUGGACCUCACUGUUAGGACAAACUUUAAUAGUGAUAUGGGAUUUACUUUUUGUAAUUUUUUAAUUAGAAUUUUUUUUUUUGAAAAAUAUUCUUACACUGGAAUCUUUUGUUUCAGAAACUUUCAAUCGGCACUUUAUUGUAAAACAGGGAAUUUAUUUAUUUAUUUUUUUUGACAUGUUUUAUUUAAAACUCGUUGAUGAAACACUGAGCAGCAUUGAAGUUCAAUUUAAUGCACUCUAAAGAUAAUUUGUCUUUUUUGGGUGUUUUUUUUCCCCCACUUCAUCUGUCUAACAGAUUUAUAUUUAUCAAAAACGUUUGCGUCUAUUGCAUGUAGCUAAAAAUAUACUCUCCACUCCUGUUUUGAUAUUAUUUAUUUUUUACAAAAUGUCAAACAUUUCGCUUUUAGACAAUGUAUUUUACAUAUGCUUCCAAUGUUUUUCAAUACAUUUAAAAUGAAAUGAAUAUGAUUGCAAUGUUAUUGAUUUUAUUAUAUCUGCUCUUUCUUUUAGAAUUUGGCUGUUUAUAAAAAAAAAAUUGUCAUCAAAUAAAUGUUUUUAAUGAACAAA
Molecule: messenger RNA, 1998 nt
Organism: Poecilia latipinna (sailfin molly)
Lineage: Eukaryota; Metazoa; Chordata; Actinopteri; Cyprinodontiformes; Poeciliidae
Product: beta-1,3-galactosyltransferase 2-like
Exons: 2
Coding region: 309-1448 (379 amino acids)
Biological process (GO): protein O-linked glycosylation
Cellular component (GO): Golgi membrane
Molecular function (GO): N-acetyl-beta-D-glucosaminide beta-(1,3)-galactosyltransferase activity
Source: RefSeq, a predicted model, not a curated record